AUGGGGUGCCUAGAUCCAGAUCUGGAGGCUGGUGCACAUCGCGGGUGUCCUUGGUGCCUCGUGGUGGCACGUGUGAGCUGCCGAGCGAAAACUCUGCGCUUUGGCGCCGACAAAGGCGACAUAUGUGGGUGCUGCUAUCCUCAUGAGGGCGAUGUUGUGGUUCUCCUCUUCGUGCCAAAUCUCUGGGUGAAAACCCUCGUUUGUUUCAGGCUCGGCUAUGGCCAUGCUUGGCGCCGUUUCCCGUCGCAAGGCAUUGUCGUGGAGCUUAGAGGCAUGACGGUGGCGGUGGCGGUGGGCUGGUGGCAGUCGCCGCUCAAUUACACCGGCUCCUUGGCCAAAUCCUCCAAGGCUAGCUGGUCAUGGCUCCCUGCCAAGGCCACAUGGUACGGCGCGCCUACCGGCGCCGGUCCCGAUGACAACGGUGGUGCUUGCGGCUACAAGCACACUAACCAGUACCCGUUCAUGUCCAUGACUUCCUGCGGCAACGAGCCCCUGUUCAAGGACGGCAUGGGCUGCGGCGCCUGCUACCAGAUACGAUGCGUCAAUAACAAGGCCUGCUCCGGCAAGCCGGAGACGGUCAUGAUCACCGACAUGAACUACUACCCUGUGGCCAAGUACCAUUUCGACCUCAGCGGCACGGCGUUCGGCGCCAUGGCGAAGCCCGGCCAGAACGACAAGCUCCGCCACGCCGGCAUUAUCGACAUCCAGUUCCAAAGGGUGCCAUGCAAUCAUCCGGGCUUGAACGUGAACUUCCACGUCGAGCGGGGCUCCAACCCCAACUACCUGGCCGUGCUGGUGGAGUUCGCGAAUCGGGAGGGCACCGUGGUGCAGAUGGACCUCAUGGAGUCAAGGAACGGCCGCCCGACGGGGUACUGGACGGCGAUGCGCCACUCGUGGGGCGCCAUCUGGCGGAUGGACUCCAGGCGCCGGCUGCAGGGCCCCUUCUCUCUCCGCAUCCGCAGCGAAUCCGGCAAGACGCUGGUGGCCAAACAAGUCAUCCCGGCCAACUGGAAGCCCGACACGAACUACCGUUCCAACGUCCAGUUCCGUUGA
Messenger RNA from Triticum turgidum subsp. durum (durum wheat), 1053 nucleotides. NCBI's taxonomy places the organism in Eukaryota, Viridiplantae, Streptophyta, Magnoliopsida, Poales, Poaceae. The record is from the annotation of a GenBank genome assembly.